AUGGAAAUAUUAAAUGAGGAAACAUACAAUGAAAAUAUUUUAACUGAUCUCAUUGAUUCAGAGUCAUUGGUUCAAAGUAUUUCAACGGAACAAACUGAGUCAAAGGUAUCAACUGAAUACAAAAGUGUCUGUUCAACCAGUGAUAGUGCACAAAUUAAUAGCAGCUAUUUUUAUCAAAUUGACACAUCUGGAGAAAGAGCAAUUUUCCGAAAUAAGAGAUAUGCAAUUCAGAUAACAAAAGAAACUUUAGUUGAACUAAAUGGUUCACUUAGUAUUAAUAAUGCUGUUGACGGCAAUGUUGGCUCAGAAUUAUAUCUAGAAGAAUCUUCUGCAGAACAAGUUGAUGAUAAUCAAUUACAAUGUAGAUCCAUUCCAGAUCAAAUGCUUGUCCGAAUAAAAUCUUUGCAAUUUGAUUCAGAUCAAAUAAAACCCCGUGUCAAGAAAUCAAUUCGUCUUGUGACUCAAUACGCCUCUCAUCAUACAAAACCGGAUACUUCUCUCGAAAAUCAAAUACGAAACCUAUUUCUUUUCCCUUUUAAUUAUCAUUCAUUGAUUUUCGACACGUUAAAAUUAGAUUUCUAUGCCUAUGAAUCUUUGUUAAAUACAAAGAAAAGGCUUGGACGUAUAAUCAUUCGGUUAAAUGCUUUACAGCAAGCCGUUCUAAACCGGACUGAAUUUGAAGGGACUUUUCCUAUCGAAAAUAAUGAAACAUUACGUCCUUUUGAAGUUGGCACUGCUCAAAUAAUUAUAAAAUUUCAUUUCCCUAAAGAACUACCCCUAACUUCGGCCUACCGCUUAUCAGUCAUUCAACGAAGAUCAUUAUCUGUGGUUUCUCGUGGAAUUAAUAGAAUAGAAGGAAUUCAUGAAAAAGAUGAACGUUUUAAUCUCUUAGCAUUUUCCGAAGCAAAUUCUCUUAGUCUAUUUGAUUUUAUGUUAAGUAAAAAGAACAUGAAUGCAAUGAAGGAAUUUGUGACAAUGUGUCAAGGGUUUUAUGGUCAUGGAUGGAGGAUGACCAAAUUAGAGUUUAUGAAAGCUUAUAUUCUCCUGGAAAAAUAUUAUGAUCAAAAACAAAAUAACAGUCCUGUUACGGGAAUUUUAUCUGAAGAUUUGGAUAAAUUAAUAAAAGCCAAAUAUUAUUUAAAAUUUUCUAUAGCAUCAUAUGGAUCUUUCAUGUUUAAUGUAUUUGGAUAUGGGUAUAGCAUGGCGCCAAAAAACGCUAUUAGGAUGAAGUCUGAUCGAAAGACUGUCCAAGAUUAUUUUGGUAUUAACAAAAAUGAUGUUAUUUGUUGGGAAUUCGGGAAAAUGACGGCUACAGUACCUAAUUAUAUGGUAAUUAGAGAUCCAAAAUCAAAUUCCAUUAUAAUAUCUAUUAGAGGAACAUUGAAUGCCGCAGAUGUAAUCACAGAUGUGCUGGCAUAUUAUGUGCCAUGGAGGAAUGGAUUUGUCCAUCAAGGAAUGCUACGCAGUGCAAAAUAUCUUGUUAAAAAUUCUUUAAAAGACAUCCGAUCUGCAGUAAAAAAAUUCAAAGUAAAUUCAAUACAAGUAAUAGGACAUUCAUUAGGUGCUUCCGUAUCGAGUCUUGUAACAAUAAUUUUACGAAAACGAUGCAAGGAUCUUAUUGCAAAGGGAAUCGAUAUUCAUGCUUGGAACUUUGGAACUCCACCAUGUUGUUCACUUGAUCUUGCAUGUAAAAAUGAAAUUAUGAGUUACAUUGAUAAUUUUGUUAAUGAGAAUGAUAUUGUUCCUAGAUUAAGUUAUGGAAGCUUGAUAGAUUUUAGAGAAUUGACUCCAUCAAAAGAUAAACGUUCUAUGUUAAUGGCAUCCAUUGAUGAAUUUUACAACCAUUUAAAAUCCAAUUCACGUGAACAAAAACUAUAUAUCCCCGGUACAAUACACUAUUUAUAUAAAAAACGCAAUCCUUCCAAUCCGAUACUACGAGAAGUAUUAUGUGAAAAAUCUACACGAGAAUCAUUCGAGGAUGUUACUUUACGAAAAAAUUUUCUACUACAACAUCUUCCAGUUACAAAGUUAAUGGAACAGCUAUUUGAUUAUGACAAUGUUAGUGACUACUUACCAGGUUAUGAUGAAAUAAAUGCUGAGGAAAAUGAUACUGAUGACCAUAAUAUAAAUAUUAAUGAAGUGGUGCUGAAAGUUGGGAAUUCAUUUAACAAUUGGGAUGCCGUUCAAGUCAUGGUUGAUUCAUUUGCAAAGCAAAAUGGUUUUGUGACUAAUAAAUGUCAUAAGGAUCUUGAUCCAGUUGAUAAAUCUAUUAUUCAUCGAUGUACCUAUAAUUGCUGGAAAGCUGGUGUUCAUCAACCAAAAAAGGUUGAAGAUAUUGAUUUGCAUCAUGAUAGGAGUUCAAGUAAAUCAAAUUGUAAAUGGGAAGUUAGUUUUUACCUUAGAAAGCAUACAAAAAGUAUAUGGCUUACUAAAUUUGAGAAUAAGCAUAAUCAUAAUUGUGAUCUGGCAACUAUAGAAUUAGCAUCAAAAAACUUAUGUCUUUCACAGAAGAUCUUAGAUAAGAUUGAGCAUUAUACUACACAUGGUCGUUUGGGUGCUGGUCAGCAAUACAAUCUUAUUGUUAAGGAGUUCCUCCAGUAUAGUAUAAAAAAAAAGAACUUGUAUAAUGCGAUUCAUAAGUUUCGUGGUAUACGAAUACAUAAUAAAUCUGAUGCCAGCACAAUGCUUUCAUAUCUUUUAAGUCAACUUAAUAAAGACUCAGAUUAUCUAGUUAUACCAAGGCUUGAGGGGCCAUCUAAUGAACUUACUGGAUCUAAUAACCUUCAGCCCAAAGUGUUAUUCACUGAUGGUGACCCAGCAAUGAUUGCUGUGGUUCAUGUUUCAUAUCCACAGACACGGCAUAUGUUAUAUAUUUACCACCUUCUUGAGAAUGUUAAAAAAAAGUUAAGGGCCAAGCUCUGGGGUGAGGCGAUAAAACAUUUUGUUGAAGAUUUUUGUAAUAUGCGAAAUAGUUAUAGUCAAGAGCAAUUUGAAGCAAGAUAUUAUGAUAUAUUGACAAAGUAUGAGUCAUGUUAUUCAUAUCUAGAAAAGCUUUAUAAUAGUCAUACUUCAUGGGCAAAAUAUUCAGUGGUGAAGGUGUUUACGGCAGGUAUGAAAUCUACACAACAUGUUGAAUCUAUCAUUGGCAUCAUUAAAAAACAUAUUGAUCAUGGCACCUUACUAAAGGAAUUGGUUAAUGUUAUUGAACAAGAAUUAGAGAAGGAAGCUCAGUAUACCAGGAUUAAGGAUUACUAUGGGUCUAAUCCAUCCAUUGCUGAACUUAUAAUUGAUAUACUUUACGAUGCAAUUAAAGAACUUUGGGAGGUUUCAUAUAUAGGUUUUGCUUCAAAGCCAAAUUAUGUUGUUAUAUUCAACGACUCAACAUUACUUUAUACUUAUAUGAAUAUCAUAAGUCAAGAAAUGUUAUGUUGGCACCAAUAUCGUGUGCUUAUUCAUUCAGAUUAUGCAACCUUUCACAUAUCACUUUUACAUACCUGUUGGUUUGAAUCAUUUUCAUCUGAUAUAACAAAUUUUGUUACAGUAUUUCGAGAGAUACAAAGUGCUACAUCUGUACCAUUGCAUUAUAUGAAUCAAGUAAGAACCUGUGAUGUUUAUACACCAGUCAUUAGAAGUCAUAUUAAUAAGAAGGUUCAAUUUGGUACUAUGAUAUCUGUGGCUAAAACUAGCAUUCAAAUUGCAGUAUCUGAAAGUAUUACUGAAGAACUAACUGGACUUUUAGUGUAA
Messenger RNA from Cetraspora pellucida, 3744 nucleotides. The record is from the annotation of a GenBank genome assembly. Lineage: Eukaryota; Fungi; Glomeromycota; Glomeromycetes; Diversisporales; Gigasporaceae.